AUCGAAAAAUCAAAGCCUAUUAAAUGUGGAACGUUUGGCGCUUCCUCUUUGCAACAGAGAUAUCUAGCUACAGGAGACUUUGGUGGAAACUUAAAUAUAUGGGAUUUGGAAGCUCCGGAACUCCCGGUGUACUCCGUGAAGGGACAUCAAGAAAUCAUAAAUAGUAUUGACGGUGUCGGCGGCUUAGGAAUUGGGGAAGGAGCACCAGAAAUUGUGACCGGAAGUCGUGAUGGCACUGUGAAGGUGUGGGACCCAAGGCAAAAAGACUUCCCGGUAGCCAAUAUGGAGCCAGCUCAAGGAGAGAGCAAGAGAGAUUGCUGGACGGUAGCCUUUGGCAAUGCUUAUAAUCAAGAAGAGCGUGUGGUCUGCGCUGGUUACGACAACGGGGACAUUAAGCUGUUCGACCUGAAGAACAUGUCACUGCGAUGGGAGACCAACAUAAAGAACGGGGUCUGCAGUGUGGAAUUUGACCGGAAAGAUAUAAACAUGAACAAGCUGGUGGCGACGUCCCUGGAAGGGAAGUUCCAUGUUUUUGACAUGAGAACUCAGCAUCCAACGAAAGGUUUUGCUUCUCUUUCAGAAAAGGCACACAAAGCCACCAUGUGGCAAGUUCGGCACCUCCCGCAGAACAGGGACAUCUUUCUGACGAGCGGAGGAGCUGGAAACCUUCAUCUUUGGAAAUACGAGUAUCCAGCCCAGCGCUCGAAGAAGGAUUCGGAAGGUAGAGAAACGGGGGUAGCCGGUUCGGUUACCCUCCUGCAGAACGUGACGUUGUCGACGCAGCCUAUUUCUAGCCUCGACUGGAGCCCGGACAAAAGGGGCCUCUGCGUUUGCAGUGCCUUUGACCAGACGGUGCGAGUCCUCAUCGUCACAAAAUUGAACAGGGUUUGACAGGAAGAGUUCCAGCAGAGAGAAGCUUCCGUAUGCCCUUCCGAGCAAGCCGUUCUUUUCAAAGGUCAAUAAAAUCGGGCUGCCGUAGGAAGAAAAUGUGGAAACAGUUGGCCAGGGCUGGUUUUUUUAAAAAUCUCUUGGCAGUGAGGAAUUGAUUUUUGUAAAACGUGCCUCGAGAUUUAGCACACGAAAACCUGUUUGCGUAGUUUGACGCUCUUGAGUGCAGAGUUCAUGAAGUCCUUUAAAUUCACAGCCUUUUCAUGUUUGUUUGUCCCUUGUUAAAUUUUUCUAUGUUCAUUUUUGCAUACCUCCAUUCCACAAGACCAUCCAGUAAUUUUGUGGCACCCUCGAAGACAGACCUGAGAAGACGUUUCUGUACCUCAAU
Molecule: messenger RNA, 1276 nt
Organism: Gekko japonicus
Lineage: Eukaryota; Metazoa; Chordata; Lepidosauria; Squamata; Gekkonidae
Gene: DNAAF10
Product: WD repeat domain 92
Exons: 7
Molecular function (GO): ubiquitin binding
Source: RefSeq, a predicted model, not a curated record